Messenger RNA from Acanthopagrus latus (yellowfin seabream), 4561 nucleotides. It is a transcript of the gene phospho2, whose product is annotated as phosphatase, orphan 2. The coding region runs from base 191 to 994 and encodes 267 amino acids. Lineage: Eukaryota; Metazoa; Chordata; Actinopteri; Spariformes; Sparidae. The record is from RefSeq and is a predicted model, not a curated record. The transcript has 8 exons. Gene Ontology annotation, molecular function: phosphatase activity.
GGGCCAUUAUAUGAACGACUGCUUCCGUGAUAAUAAUGAUUAUCAUAAUCGUUACAGGUGUUAUAAAAGACUCACUUUAAAAGAGGCACUUAAACACCAGAUGGCGAUAAUGAACCCGGAAAUGUUUCACACAGCAAGACGAGGAGGAAGAUACACCGGUGGACUGAAGACAGGCAGGCGGAGGUGAACAAUGAAGACUCUGAUGGUGUUUGAUUUUGACCACACAGUGGUUGAUGACAACAGUGACACUUGGGUGAUUAGAUGCCUUCCAGGUCAGACUCUCCCCGACUCUGUAAAGAAUUCCUACAGAAAAGGCCAUUGGACUGAGUUCAUGGGCAGAGUGAUGAACUACAUAGGAAGCCAGGAGGUCAGCGCUGACAGGGUCCGCAGUGUGAUGGAGACCAUCCCCUUCACAGCUGGAAUGACAGACCUGCUGACAUUCAUAUCAGAGCAUAAAAGCACCAUUGACUGCAUUGUCAUCUCCGACUCCAACACCAUGUUCAUAGACUGGAUCCUCCAUGCGUCUGGACUCCAGGCAGCGGUCGAUCAGGUUUUCACCAACCCGGCUAAGUUCAACGAGCUGGGAUACAUGGAGGUUCAGUGCUACCACUCUCAUGACUGCGAUCGGUGCCCUGUCAACCUCUGCAAGAAAAAGGUGUUGGAGCUGUAUUUGUCGGAGCAGUCUGAUGCAGGUGUGGAGUACGAACGGGUAUUUUACGUAGGAGAUGGGGGGAAUGAUCUCUGCCCUACUUCCUGUCUGAGAGGGCACGAUAUUGCGAUGCCCAGAAAGGGGUACACCCUGGAGAAACUGCUGGCCAAACUGGAAAGUCAGGAAGAUACCACCUCUCUAAAGGCUAAAGUUAUUGCCUGGAGCAGUGGCACCGACAUCCUCCAGGAACUGAAGCUGGUUAGAGAUGGAGGUCUUAUCAGCGUUGGCAGACUACAUCUCUUCUCCAGAUUCACCAUACCCAGCCGAACGUGGAGAGCUUGCUGAAGGCUGCUUACCUGCUGCAGUUUGGGGGGGUGAAGAGGGCCUUGCAGGGCUGUCGUCAUGAGCUGCUGGAUGUGUGGACCACUGCUUGGGCAUGCUGCUGUUCUCUCAGCUCCACACAUGCGUUACUCUGGAGGAAGACACCUGCAGGCUGCUCGCAGGCAGGUUUCAGGAGGUGAUCAAGAAAGAAGUGGAUCUUGACAGCCUGAGGACAGUCCCAGCAGAGGAGAACCAGGAGGUGGUGGCAGAGGCAGUGGGCAGGUGGCUGGACUCUGACCCUCUACUCUGAGCUAAACAUCUUUCCUUACAGCAAAACGACUUUGACAGCCUCCUGUCUACAUUCACCCUAACACCCAUGUUCAAACAGCCCUCCACGACAGAUGAAAUCUAACUCCAAGGUGAUAGUAAUUGGGGGCUACUAUUGCCGUCCUUUGUCUGAGGUUCAGCCUGGGACCUGUCCAGUGGGGAGUGGAUGCAGGGUUAAGACAUGCCUGAUUACUCCAGAGAGAGCUAUGCAGUGGCCUCACUGGUCUUUGCCAUUUAUGUGAGCAGGGGAUACAGAACCAAUAGCACUGAGGUGUUGGAUACAGUGUGGGAGUAUAACAGUGAUUCUGAAUACUGGACUGAGGGGCAGCCCAUGUUGACUGCCAGGCUGCCUGGCUGUUUACAUGGACCUUGCCUUCAAUAAUUAUCGGGGUAGGGAACACUGCAGUGAAUGGAGUGGCAACUAUGGCUUCAAUGGCAGCUGGAGCAACAACAAGAUCCAGAGUUACAAAGUGGACACAGACCAGUGGAGUAUCCUAACCACUUGACCCCAUCCAUGUAGUUCUGAAUACAAAAUCUAAUUUAAAUAUGUUAGCAAGUUCUCAAGGGUAAAAAGACACCUGAUCCUGAUUGUACAUUCAGAAUGAGGGAACAUCAAAAUGAGUUUCCAGGUUAUCCUUUAUAAUUCAAUUAAUCCAUAUUUACAUAGAAAUGCCCAGAUUGAAACCCAGUUCCUGUCAUGUUGCUGCUCCCUGCAGAGUAUGGGACGUGCCUGGUGUCUUUCAACAGCAGCCUGUACCUGGUAGGGGGCUGGACCACCCUCGCUGAACGCUUCGACCCAGACACAGAGGAAUGGAUCCCGCUUGCCAGCAUGGAGGAGAGGAGGAGAGUGCGGGGCGGUGACCAUGCUGGGCUGUGUGAACGUCACUGGGGGCUUUUCCUGCUUCAAAGGGACCUAUCUGCAGAGCAUGGAGAAAUGUGAACCUCACAGAGAUACAUGGGACUUAGUCAGAGAUUUGCCUGAAGCCACUCGCUUGCAUGGCUGUAUCUGUGUUUAUGAUGGCACGUAGUGUUAAAAGUCUAAAGGUGAGCCGUCAUCAGUUCCUCAUGGAACAAUUGUAGUGCCAAAUUAGUGUGAACUGGUUUAAUAGCUCCCUGCCAGGCAGUGAUGAACCAGCUGGUUUAAGUUUUAUUGUGGUGUAUGUGGUUCUCCCAGGGUUUGUCUCCUGCACUGCCUCCUCUUUGAGCGUAUGAUUGUUUCUAUCCCUAGAAAAUCUCCUCAAACAAGGCCAGUGUGCUUCUCAGGGUCUGGCUACUAGGUGUCCUUAAGCAAGUAACUCCCAAUCAAUUUAGAGUUUGAUCUAUUCUGAAAAGGAGGCAGUGUGUAGUGUAGUGUAGUGUGUGUGUGUGUGUGUGUGUGUGUGUGUGCCUGCGUGCGUGCGUGUGUGUGUGUGUGAGACUGUGCUGAGAGAUAAGAAAGUAAAAGAAAGAGAUAGAUGAGGACAGAUUGACAGGCAAGCCGUCCAGCAGAUAUCAGGGCAGACACAGAGGGACACUCUUGGUCAUCUGUGUCUUUCAGCCUAAUCCUUAUCUGAUCUGAAUCACAGGUAGCUUCUGUCUCUAUGGACCCACACCUUCCAGUGCUGACGAAUAAUACCAUCCAAAGGAGAGUAAUACCACAGUAACACAUCUGAAACUCCUCAUGUCUCUGGAGAUGAAUGCUCUGUGGUUUGUCUUUCAGUUUUUUAAUGUGAUUAUUACUUCACUCUUUAUAAACAACUCCACAAAACUGCCACUAAAAAUGAUUUUGACUUGAUGUGAUUAUUUUAAUCUUUAUUUUUAGCCAUGCUGUUGCUGAGGCUAUUGGGAUGGCAAUGUGAUUAGUUGGUCAGAUCUCUUGGAUAGAUUUCUUGUUAUUUUAUCCCGGUGGGGACAUUUUCUGUCCCGAGAGGAUGAAGCCCAGUGAUUUUGGUAACCCUCUAACUACCUCUAGCACCACCAGCAGGUUGAAAUUUACAUUUUUCAAUGACAUGUCUCAUCAGCUUUUGGAUUGUUUCCCCCCUUAGGAUGAAUUCUGAUGACUUUAGUGAUCUCUUAGUUUGCAUGCAGUGUCACAGUAAGGUCAUCAAUUCAAUACAUGCAGAACUUUUUUUUUUUAUGACCAAACCAUACAAAACUAAUGAUAGUCCCAUCAGUCUUAGCUGUAUUCAGUGCUAAUUAACAAAUGACGGCAUCUCUAAUAUGCAAGACAGUUAAUAUGGUGAACAAUCUGUUUAACAUGACAGUAGUGCUUUACUGAAGCUCUGUCAUUAGGAGCAUGUUAGCUGUUAGCUGACUUAUGCUGCCUUCCAGACGACUCAGAGCUAGAACAUUUCAGACCUCCUACGAGAAAAAAAACCAAAAAAAAAAAAAACCAUGUGAUGCCUCUGGAAGUUGAAAUUUUGUUAUUUGUGAGCUCUGGGCUAAUCCAUCCACCAUGUCUUUAUGAGGGAGCAGCUGUGUGACAUCAUAAUGGCAGCACCCAUUUGGAGAGGGGUAAGAUGUAUUUGUAGAUGACAGUAUUUGUAUUAAGCUUGUGAAUGUAAUAUUUAGAUUUGUUCACAAGUAUAAAAGUGCUGUUUUAUGCUGGUGUUGUGUAUCUGGACGUUUGGAAGUCAGAGGUUUGAAAUUCCGACCUCCAACUUUGAGUCUUUGUCUUGUUGAAGUAUUUACUGGGAGUGAAUUGUUUGUCACUGCCACAUGGUGUCUCAAACUACCAAUGCUACAUUUUAAUUCAUUUCUGUAUUUCCGUUUUUUUUUAUUUUUUUUACACUGAUCAAAUUAAAUAUCGUAACACCUGCUUUAUAGUGUGCGGGUUCCCCUUGUGUCCCUAUAGACAACUUUGACACAUCGAGGCAGAGACACAAGACCCUGGGACUGUUCUGUGGGGUCUGACACCGGGACAUUGGCAGUGGAUCCUUCAGGUCCUGUUGAUUUGGCGCAGGGCCUCCAUGGAUCAGCCUUGUUUAUGCCCAUCCCACAGAUAAUUUAAGGACUGGAUCAAUGCCUUGGGUCAUCCCUGACCAGGUUCUGUGGUGUGGCAGGGCACAUUGUCCCACUGGGAGGGCACUGUCAUUGGGGAAUGCUGUUGCCAGGAGGGUGCGAGAGUCUACAUCGGUGUUUGGGCGGAUGGUGCAUACCAAUUGGCAUCCACAAGAAUGCCAGGACCUAAGGUAAGAAAAUUGCAAUCUUAUGAGAUAAUCAGCAUUAACUACUUCAUGUCAGUGUUGUAAAUGUUGUGGUGGGUCACUGUAUACUGUAUAUUGG